Molecule: messenger RNA, 1480 nt
Organism: Cynara cardunculus var. scolymus (artichoke)
Lineage: Eukaryota; Viridiplantae; Streptophyta; Magnoliopsida; Asterales; Asteraceae
Product: protein NOI4-like
Exons: 3
Coding region: 155-439 (94 amino acids)
Source: RefSeq, a predicted model, not a curated record
GACGGUUUGAAAUUAAACUCAAAGAAAAGAUACCGUUCCGUUACAAACGUCUCCCUUUGACCUUUCCAUCCUCACUCCGAUUAUUUCUCACAGAUUUCUCUCUCCACAGCACCAGUGAAUCAGUAAUCUCUUCAAGUAUAUCUCCUGGAAAUUCAUGUCGGAGGAGAAGGGUAGGCCAUUGCCGAAGUUUGGAGAUUGGGAUGUUAAUGAUCCUGCUUCAGCUGAGGGUUUUACUGUGAUUUUUAAUAAAGCCAGGGAUGAGAAGAAGACAGGUGGUAAGACAGAGUCGCCAACAAAUGUAGAUCCUGGUUUUAAGCAAGCCAGUGCCCCUGUAAAGAAACCUCCAGCUAAGAAAUGGCGAUGCAGCACUAAAAUACACACGCAUGCACUUAUAUACAGUCCGUAUGGCUUGUACCAUUAUCCAAGUACAUAUUCAUAACCAUUUAUCCCUCCGUCCCAUGAUUAGAAAUCAACCUUAUACUUCGGAUAACAUGACUAGAAAUCAACCUUAUACUUCGGAUAGCGAACCCUAUGCUUCCAAAUGGAACAGGUUGAAACUUAGGUUUGAAGUUCUUUAGUUCAAAGCUUUUAUUUUGUAUAAAGCUUAUUGCUUUAUACAGUUAUCAACUUUUCUUUAUGACCACACAAAAUUUCUCUAAAGUUAGCCAUACCACACUCAAAAGUUAAAGGUUCAUAGUGUAAGUGGAGGAAGUAGUAUUCAACGUUGUACUUGAUUGGACGUGUAAAAGUUUACCGCAAAUUUAGUAUAAGCUGUGUCAAGGAGACAAAGGGUCCUAUUUCUGCUCUUUCAACAAUUUACUAUCUUUCAAAAAUGUGUGUGUGUGUAAAUAUUUCAGAAAACUUAGCAGUUGUGCAACCAAUUCCUACUUCCAAGUUCCAAUAGCUGUUUUGCUUUAGUUUUUGGAACAAUCAAGCGCAUUUUUCCUGUACUGUUUAACCCCUAUAUUGUUUCUAUUCCCCUCCAUUUUUACUGAUUUUCCCCUUUUAUCGAGCUUUUACGCCAUGUUCUUGAAUUUGGGGAUAAAAAAUAUGGAUGGAAAAGAAUGCGAGGGAAAAGAAAGGAAAUAAUUUUUUUGUGUUCGUGGAAAGGAAGGAAAGGAAAGAAAAAUAAAAAUUUUCAUGUUCUUGACCAGGAGAGAAAUGAAAGGAAAGAUGUGAUUUUUACAAAUAUAUCCUUUAUAAUGAAAUGUUAGGUAGUUUUGUAAUUUUAAUGAUCUUUUAAGGGUUUUAAUUUCUUUCCAACCUUUCCUUCCCUUCCUUUCCACACUUGGAAGCAAAGUUUUGGGAGGAACCUUCUCAUUAUUUUCGUUCCGUUCCUUUUAUGAAGUUUCAAGAACACACGUCUUUUUUCCUUUCCUCCCUUUUCCCUCUCUUUCAUUUUCUUUGUAAAAAGCGUUUCGACAAUACAUCAUAAAAAAGCUCGGCCUUUGUUUGUUAGUCUUUGCAAGAUUUGAUUUUU